Racocetra persica is the source of this 228-nucleotide messenger RNA. Lineage: Eukaryota; Fungi; Glomeromycota; Glomeromycetes; Diversisporales; Gigasporaceae. The record is from the annotation of a GenBank genome assembly.
UCGUCGCCACCAUUUUCGACAUCUGAAAUGCCAUUUGAAAUUCCUUACCCAUCACCAUCAAUCACCGUCUACAAAAAGCCCACCGCUACUAAAACACCCAAAAAUUUGAUUUCUCUCACCAUCCCUACUGAAAUUCCGUGGAAUAUCGCCGGACUUGGCAAGAUUUUACAUUUCAGCACUGAUUUGGACUCUUAUGAGCCUAGUUCGAGUCCUGACUUUUUUGAUUGA